AAUAGCAAUGAAGAGUCCACGACUAGAAUUCUCCUUCCUUUUCUUUGCCUUUAUCACAAAACAAUUAUCAGCUGCUACUAUUCCGGUUCUCGAUUUCAGUGGUGAAAAACUCCUCACAGGCACCGAAUACUACAUUCUGUCGACAUUCCAGGAUCCUGCAAAGAUUUGUAGUGGUCUCAAUAUUUUCAAUGGUACAAGCAAAACCUGCCCACUGAAUAUUAUCCAAGAACAGUUGGAAUUUCAAAAGGGUGUUGCAUUAACAUUUUCGCAUGCUGAUGAUCAAGAAGGUGUUGUUUACAAAUCCCUUGAUCUAAACAUCAAAUUUUCGACUGCGGAAAGUAUAUGUAGCCAGCCAACAGUGUGGAGAGUUGGUGACUUCGAGAUUUCAACAGGACAGUGGUUUAUAACUGGUAAUGGAGUUGAAAGAAACCCUGGAGCUCAAACAUUGGAAAGCUGGUUUAAGUUGGAGAAGAAUUCAGUAAAUACAUACAAGAUAAGACAUUGUCCUUCAGUGUGCAGCUCUUGUGUAAGUUUGUGUAGCGAUGUUGGCAUUUAUUCAGGCGGUGGUGUGAAACGUCUGGCUCUCAUUCACACUCCAUUAGCAAUCACGUUUAUCAAGGGAAAGAAGUAAUACAAGCUAGUUUUGCUUGAGCGAUCUAAAUUAUUAAAUUAUUGAUCCAA
Pistacia vera is the source of this 681-nucleotide messenger RNA. RefSeq names its product 21 kDa seed protein-like. Lineage: Eukaryota; Viridiplantae; Streptophyta; Magnoliopsida; Sapindales; Anacardiaceae. Gene Ontology annotation, molecular function: endopeptidase inhibitor activity. The record is from RefSeq and is a predicted model, not a curated record. The transcript has a single exon. The coding region runs from base 8 to 631 and encodes 207 amino acids.